AUGGCCUCCGACUUUCCCCCCGCCCCGCCGCCCAUGCACCGAGUUCGCAUCGCCGUUUACUCAGAUGUGCCACGCUUGGCCACCGUGGCAAUCGCUGGACGCUCCCACGUACUCGGUCUCCACUUUGAACACCUCAGCCGCAUUAACUACCCUCGAGACAUGUACCGUUCGCGCGCCCACAUGUUUGCCAACUUCAUCACCAACCCCCAGUACAUCGUCCUGGUCGUGCUUGGCAAGUACAAGCAGCAAGAGGAUAAGAAGGUGUCCACACACCCGGUGCCCCAUGAUCACGGUGCCGAUGAUUACGAGCUCCUUAAGAAGCUGGAUACGGGAACAAUUGUAGGAGCAGUAGGAGGCCAAGUCAUUGUCGGAGUUAUGGUUUGGAAACUGCCGCCUUGGUCGCCCCGCAUCGGACAGUUCUCCUCGAUCCCACCGCCACCAAACACCCCAGUCUAUUUUGACGGCGAUCAGGACAGGGACAGAUACAUCGACCAAAAAGCUCCGAGUCUGCGGUGGCUCCGCCGCGCAAUCCAGAGCCUCAAAAAGAGAUAUUUUGACCGCCACCGAACUGUGGAACUAUUCGCCGUCCAUCCGGCCUAUUCGCAAUCCGACUGCACCGCCUACAUGCUACAAUAG
Molecule: messenger RNA, 636 nt
Organism: Chaetomium globosum CBS 148.51
Lineage: Eukaryota; Fungi; Ascomycota; Sordariomycetes; Sordariales; Chaetomiaceae
Exons: 2
Coding region: 1-636 (211 amino acids)
Source: RefSeq, a predicted model, not a curated record